GUUUGUAUUGAAUGCAGUUAGUUGUUUGUUGUGAUUAUACCUUUUGACAACUUUUUAUCAUCCCUGGAUUUUACUUUUUCUUUUUGUGUGUGUUUGUGUGCUGUCGUUCAACGGCAGUUUCUUUUUGCAUUGUUAUUCAUUUAUUUAUUUGUUUUGGUUAACUUUGCUCUGUGGUUGAUGUUCUCUGAGAGAAGGAGGGAGGGUGAGAGAGAGAGAGAGUGAGUGAGAGAGUAAGAGAGAGAGAGAGAGAGAGAGAGAGCUCUGAGUCACAGUGGAUGUUUUUUUUUAACGUUUUAAGUUUUGACAGUCGCGGGUGAGCGUCUCUGUAAGAGGUCACUCAGUGCGUAUGUGUGGAUGAGAGAGACAACGAGGUGCCUGAUGGGACAAGUGAAGGUGUAACAACCAACCCCUGAGGAUCAAGAGGUACAGAAACACCGGAGGAGAGGACCUGGCACCAUGAUUCGCAAAGAGUCAAAAAGCAGCAGGAAGUCCCGUCAGGAGGGUGGAUGUGUGAUAAAGCACAAGAGACCGGUGCAGAGGAGAAUGACAUGUCCCAGUCCUCAGGAGAUCAGCCGAGCUCUACAGAGCCCACCGGCUCACCCUUCGUUCCGCGCUGCCAGCCUGGAUGAGCUCAUCGUCCGAUGCCUUCACUGCUUCGACUCGGAUGGAAAGUUGAACAGAGGGACGCAGCUUGUUCACAUGACCCUAAUGAUGCAUAACUGGGUCGUACCGUCACACAUCUUCGCCCAUAAGCUACUUUCUUUAUAUAAAGAUUGUCCCGCAGAAAAGAGGACUCAGAGACGAUCCCAAAUCUGCCACUUCAUCAGGCAGUGGAUAACUCAGUUUCGGUUGAUGUUUGAGAUGGACCCUAUGUUAGAAGAAGCGAUGGGAGACCUCUGGGCUCUGGUCAGGGUUGAGGGAAACGAUUCACACAAUCAGCUCUUCAAUUCACCCUACAUUAAUCCUCCAGUGAACGUAUCUCAAACUGAAUCUCCCUCAGUAAAGAAAAGGAAGGUUUCAUUGCUGUUCGACCACAUGGAGCCAGAUGAAAUGGCUGAACACCUCAGCUACUUAGAGUUCAAAAACUUCUGCAACGUCUCGUUCCUGGACUAUCGUAGUUACGUGGUUCAUGGUUCAGUGAGGCACAAUCCGGCCCUCGAGCGCUCUGUCAUGCUCUGUAACGGAGUCUCUCAGUGGGUCCAGCUCAUGAUCCUCAACAGACACACACCACAGCAGCGAGCAGAAGUCUUCACUAAGUUCAUUCAUGUAGCACAGAAGCUGAGAGCCCUGCAGAAUUUCAAUACUUUGAUGGCGGUUAUAGGAGGACUGUGUCACAGCUCCAUUUCUCGUCUUAAAGAUACAGCCAGCCUGCUUUCCUCUGACGUCACAAAGACUCUCAGCGAGCUUACAGAGCUGCUGUCAUCCUACAGCAACUAUUCGAACUACAGACGGGUGUACAGCGAGUGCACCGGAUUCAAGGUGCCCAUCUUGGGCGUUCAUCUCAAAGAUCUGAUCUCCCUCAACGAAGCGCUUCCAGAUUACCUGGAGGACGAUAAGAUCAACCUGGGCAAACUGCAGCAUUUAUACAGCAACAUUAGCGACUUGCUGGCCAUCCAUGACUGCACCCCGCCAUUUGAAGCCAACAAAGACUUACUGCACCUGCUAACGCUCUCGCUAGACCUGUAUUACACUGAGGAUGAGAUAUACGAGCUCUCCUACGCCAAGGAACCCAAGAAUCCCAAAAUUCAGCCUGUAGCUCCAGUGAAGCCUCCCGUUGUAGCGGAGUGGGGAUCGGGAGUGACUCCUCGUAUGGACCCUGCCACCAUCUCCAAGCACGUUAAGCAGAUGGUAGAUUCCAUCAUGAAGAACUACGACUUGAACAUGGAUGGCUACAUUUCACUGGAGGACUUUGAGAAGAUCGCCGCAAACUUUCCCUUCUCGUUCUGCACACACGAGAGCGACAGAGAAGGAGAAAUAAGCAGAGAUGAAAUAACUUCCUAUUUCAUGCGAGGGAUGUCAGUGUGUGCUAAGCUUGGCGUCAGCCUUCACAACUUGCACAACUUCCACGAGACCACGUACAAGAGGCCGACAUUCUGCGACACCUGCGGAGGAUUUUUAUGGGGAGUCAUAAAGCAAGGCUACCACUGCAAAGACUGUGGAGUGAAUUGUCAUAAGCACUGUAAGGACGGUGUGGGAAUGGAGUGUUUGAAGAUGUUACAGGUGACCAGUAGCCCAUGUCCCUACACCCCUGGCCCUGGAUCAGGCACCCACACUAAAGGCAACUGGGGCUCCGAGGAGGAAGCGUUCAUCUUUCCUAAUGGAAACGGAUCCGAGCACUCCAAAGGCCAAACUUCGUCAGACAGCGACGCUGAGGCAUCCACGUUAUCAGACAUAUCCACUCAAACAGACCCAGGAGUUUGGACGCCGGUGGGUAAACGGAAAGACCGUCUGCAUUCUCUAAAACAUCCACCUCUUGAAAAGAGCGCCACUCUACCAGCAAGGGUACGAGGUUCAUCUGCCCCUAGUUCUCUCCUACAGGAGAAAAUGGAUGAACUGAAGCUGAACAAAGAUAAACGAAGAGAACCCGACUGAACUUGUUUUCGCAUGUGGGCAUGUGUUUGUCUCACCGAGAAACAGACUGAUAUUACCGCUGGAUUUCAAUGUUUCUUUGUAACCGUAAAGGGACGUUUAUACACUGGACGAUAAGAGGCUGAAGAGCAAAUGCUCAUAUUUCUCGCAAACUGUCUUGUUCUAUUGUCUUCAACAGAUUGUUCUUGACGUUCGUUAAAUGUGAUGCAAUUCUGCCUGGAAGGACUAAUGCAUGGGAUUUUAUUUAAGGAAUUAAGAGCUUGUUUGAAACCGUAUGAAUGGUAAGAACUCUCUAUGCACCAGCAACGACUGCCAGUGAGGAGCACAUCAACAGACCUCACAUCUCCACAAGUAUCCAAAGGUGGACCGCUACUGUACAGUAUAUCACUGAUCUCACUACCACUUGACUAAAUGGACUUUCUUGCCUUUAACUAUGAAGAGGUGCUUACUGCAAGAACUGUGCGUUGUCAACCAUAGCCUUAAUAUUCACAUUGGUGGAAAAAAAUCAACAGAGUUGUUCAUUUAAACAACAAGAAUGUAUCUCCACUGUUAAGGGAUGUUUGCUUUUGGUGCUGAUAUAAUACCCACAAUGCAUCAUUGUGCCUUAUGCAAUGAACAAUUCACUGAGCAGUAGACAAUGGGUCUUAUGUAACUUGUUAUAUUCAACAACUGUCCCGUCGCAAUUCAACAUCAUCACAAUCUGUUUCAUUAGCGCUCAUUGCUAUGAACUGAAUAGAUGUCUCAUUUAGCCUGCUUGCACACAUCCAUCAGCACUAAUGAAAGGAGAGGGGUGAACUGAGAUGAACCAUGAAUAUUGUGGAGCUAUUCAAUUGUGUUUUUCUAAUAUCGUGUCUGUGAAUUAUUUUGUCCUCUACAACUUGAAUGUCUGUUUUACUAAAUCUUGAAUUUAGGCUAUAGAUUUUUAUUUAUUGCGGAUUGAUAAAUCUGAAGUAUUUUCCAUAAAGCACUGCCUGAUGUGAUUAAAAAAUACAUGAGAAAAUGA
Messenger RNA from Paramisgurnus dabryanus, 3592 nucleotides. It is a transcript of the gene rasgrp4, whose product is annotated as RAS guanyl releasing protein 4. The record is from RefSeq and is a predicted model, not a curated record. NCBI's taxonomy places the organism in Eukaryota, Metazoa, Chordata, Actinopteri, Cypriniformes, Cobitidae. Gene Ontology annotation, molecular function: calcium ion binding; guanyl-nucleotide exchange factor activity. Gene Ontology annotation, cellular component: plasma membrane. Gene Ontology annotation, biological process: Ras protein signal transduction.